Molecule: messenger RNA, 1398 nt
Organism: Peronospora belbahrii
Lineage: Eukaryota; Oomycota; Peronosporomycetes; Peronosporales; Peronosporaceae
Source: the annotation of a GenBank genome assembly
AUGGGGAAUACAGUGAGCUGGUUCGCCCAAUGCUUCUAUCCAAAAGACCAAGUGUUCUGGGCUGCUGCAUAUUACGGUGAUGCACAGACAAUUCGAAUGGCGAUAUCACGUCUCACACCCGAAACGCGCAAGUAUCUUGAAUGGCGUGAACCGUCUACUGGUCGAACCCCACUCUUGGAAGCUGCAGCCAGAGGUCAUUGUAAAUGUGCGCAGUAUUUGAUUGAGGCAGGAGCUGAUUGCAAUGCAAAGGACUUGAGAAUGAAUACACCGCUGCAUCUUGCAUGUAAAUGCGCUCAGCUAGAAAUGGUCAAGUUUCUGCUGCAGGUGCGAGCGGUAAACCCGUUUGAAAUCAAUCAGAGCAUGAAGACGCCGUUGGACUUGACUAGAAGCAGGUUUGUGCAAGAGGAGGAAGAAGAAAAGGCUCAUUUAUAUGCCGAGUGUAUAAAACUUCUUGAAACGAAAACUUGUUUAUAUACUGGCUGGCUGUACAAAAAGACCGACAACGUGCUGUCUUUCGUAUCGGGCAUUUCGUCGCUCAAUUCAUGGACGAGACGCUUUUGCAUGGUGUUGGAGCGUGGAGAUCCAACCGUACUCGAGCUGGCACUCUUUCGCAUGAAAGACGAUAAUGGGGUGCGUCCUGUGUGCCCAAAGAUUGUGAUGCUAUAUAAUGUUGCAGCUGGAAUGGAGGUGGCCAGCGAUCCUAGAUGGUUCAGUCCGAAGGACUUUACUUUUCUUGUGCGAGGCGACCAACUAAACAAGUGUCACUAUCGAGCAAGCUCAACACUUCAAAAUCCCGUGUACUUUGCUGCAAUCGACCAGGCAAGUUUUAAUGCGUGGAAAGUCUUCUUUGCCUAUCAAAAGCAGCGGCUGGCUGAUCGGCGCCACAUGGCUGGUACUAGACACGACAACAGUGCGGGUUUGAAUCCUCGGUCUAUGACACCUGCCUCAUCUCUGGUGACCCUUUCUUCAGCAAUAGGUUUGAGAGAGGAAGAAGGCAUUUGCAGAGCCAUCCGACCUGCUGCUCAAUUACGAGACGAGAUUAGAUUAUUAACUGACACGGCUCUCUUGCCACCACCCUUGCCAGUUUCAGCUCCUGAUUGGGAUGAUCAGGAGGAAGUCGAAUCUAUUGAAAAUGUAGCAGAAACAACAGAACGCCGCAGUGACUUGGAAGCAUCAUGUGAGCAAAAUUUGCCGGUGGUUCACGACGGACAAGCACCAGCACAGUCUUUAAUUGGCGAGUGUGCAAUAUGCUUUGAUGGGCCCCAAUCUGCUGUAUGUGUGCCGUGUGGCCACAAUGCUGUCUGCAUGAAGUGCGCGGAAGCAAUACAAAACUCCACCGCUGAAUGCCCAGUAUGCCGAGCGCCUGUGAGCACGUUCAUCAAGUUGUACCGUGUUUGA